AUGGUUCCGGUAAGGGAAGAGGAGUUUCCGAAUUUCUUUUGUAGUCGGAUCACGCAGCCCUUUCAUUCACAAGGUCUUACCAUUGAGACAACAAGCAGAAUCUCAAGUGACAGUAGCACACAUGCGCUAGAGAUCCACAAAGGUAACUGGAUGCCUGGGACUUCGCAUAAAAAGCAUCCAGAAAGGAACGAAUUCAAAUGCUACAGAAUGACAAAUUCUGCUGUUAUGGCAAAGACCCAUCCCCAUCAUAUGAAGAUAAAUGAGACCUCGGAAGGACAGAAAAACGAGGGUGGUGGAGAUGAUGGACAAAACUGUUCGCUGUUUCUUAAACCUGUUAAAACAAGUUUGCAUUCAGGCCAUGCAAAUGCCUGA
Messenger RNA from Dovyalis caffra, 372 nucleotides. The record is from the annotation of a GenBank genome assembly. NCBI's taxonomy places the organism in Eukaryota, Viridiplantae, Streptophyta, Magnoliopsida, Malpighiales, Salicaceae.